AUGAAAGUAGGUGAUGCUAUGGGUGAAGCAAAGGGCAAUGUCAGCAGAAAUAGGGACUGGGGCAGGGCUAGUGGGGGCAGAGAGGCGCUAGGAUCGGUGGUAGGCAGCACCAUCCAGGCAGGUGAUGCCACCCAAGUAGGCGAGGACGGUGAUGGAGUGGUGGAUGACAGCGCCAGCAACUACCCAGGCACAUCAGGCAACAUCGUCAGAGUGGUUAUUGCACUAGGCAACACUAUUAAAGAUGAGGAUACACUAGGUGAUGUUGCUUUGGCAAAGGAUGGCGAUGCCAAAGGGGGAGGCGACGCCAAAGAGGCUGGGCUUAGGGAUGACUCAACUGGGCCUGGCCCAGACGAGCUGGGUGAUGAAUAG
Messenger RNA from Ilex paraguariensis (yerba mate), 369 nucleotides. The record is from the annotation of a GenBank genome assembly. Lineage: Eukaryota; Viridiplantae; Streptophyta; Magnoliopsida; Aquifoliales; Aquifoliaceae.